This is a messenger RNA of Sphenostylis stenocarpa, 354 nucleotides long. Lineage: Eukaryota; Viridiplantae; Streptophyta; Magnoliopsida; Fabales; Fabaceae. The record is from the annotation of a GenBank genome assembly.
AUGUCCCAUUUGGAGGGAGCAAUAGAGCUUAUUGCAGGCAGGGAAAGUGUCAUUGCCCAAAUUCUCAGAACAGUUCCCAACAAAGAAUGCAACAUGAAGUUCACAGUUGGAGACGCCAAAAAUGGCUGUCAUGGAUCAAUGAUGGUUGAAGCAUUUGCAGCAAAAGACACCCUCAAAGUUGCCUUCAAAUCUGAAGGAAAAGGCAAAUUCAAGACUGUGAGCUUCAAGUUCAGAGCAAUUGGAAACAGAACCAGAAUCACGUUCUAUAGCUCUUUCUACCACACAAGAAUUCACGACUACGGAUCUCUUUGUGGCCCUCUUAUUGAUCAAGUUGUAGUGUACCCUGCUGCCUGA